Molecule: messenger RNA, 577 nt
Organism: Maniola jurtina (meadow brown)
Lineage: Eukaryota; Metazoa; Arthropoda; Insecta; Lepidoptera; Nymphalidae
Product: CLIP domain-containing serine protease B9-like
Exons: 5
Coding region: 7-495 (162 amino acids)
Biological process (GO): proteolysis
Molecular function (GO): serine-type endopeptidase activity
Source: RefSeq, a predicted model, not a curated record
ACCGAUAUGAUUAAGGAUGGAACAGAAAUCGAGUUGGACCAGUUCCCUUGGUCUAUCCUAAUAAAGGCGACGUUCAAAAAUGGCAACGACCUAUCACUAUUUAGUUGUGGGGGAUCUUUAAUUAGCCGUCUAUAUGUGCUGACUGCUGCUCAUUGCGUCUUCAGACCUGGAGAUACAUUAGUUGGCAUCGAUAUAACGCUCAUAGAAUAUGAUGAGAAUUGUGUCGAAAUAGAAAGAAAACCUAAUUGUGCUGACAGCGUUUUGCUGCAAGUCGAGAAGGUAGUACAUCAUCCGGGGUUUAACGAUGAAAAGCUUCUUCAUGAUAUAGCACUGAUAAAGCUUCAGGAAUAUACAAUUGCACGAUAUAUAACACCUGUAUGCCUCCCGAAAAUCGACGUAGACCAUUUGCACCUGGUAAACCUGCCACUAGUAGUAGCCGGAUGGAAGCGCAAUGGUCCACAUCUCACACCUUUGUGCAGCCGGCCGUACUGGUGAAGAUACACGUAUGGGCGAUUCUGGAGGACCUCUAAUGAUGAAGUUUUCAGGAAGCUAUUAUGUAAUUGGUGUAGUUAGCGGA